AUGGGCAGAGAAAAGAGAUGUAAGCGAACUAAACGUCAUGAUGUUUCUACGAGUUCUGAAUCGAGUGGAAACAAUUUUCGUUCGCGACUUCGUAGUUUUGGUUCAACAAGGGAGCAGCGAACACGGCGCAGCGAAAGACGUAGCCGGAGUCCUCGGCGUCGCAGUCCUCAGUGUCAGUCGCAUGAGACGAAGGGCAACAGCGAGCAAGUUUCAUCGACACCAGUGCCACCAGUGAGUACGUCAACGAGUGGCUCUUUAGAGUUAAUAACAAUAUUUAAAGAAGUGUUACAAAAUAUGAACUAUAGUAAUAAUGAUCGUUUUCCGGUUAUUAAUGUUAUUCCUGAAUUUGAUCCAGCCAAACGAAAUCAGACUAUAGAUACUUGGAUUUUAAAAGUAAACGAAUGUGCUGCUAUUUAUAAUUGGACAGAGCGCCAAAUUAUUCACUAUGCUUUACCUAAGUUAGUAGGGUUAGCCCAAAAAUGGUAUCAAGGUUUACCAACAUUACUUUUUACUUGGGAGGAAUGGCAGAAUAAGUUACAUUUAGCAUUUCCUAGUGCUGAAAAUUAUGGGCAAUUGUUAACGGAAAUGCUUGCUUGUAAGGCGCGAUUUGACGAGUCCUUAGAGGAAUAUUACUAUGAGAAAAUGGGAUUAUUAAAUAGGUGCAAUAUUACUGGGAAAAAUGCAAUUGACUGUAUUCUAUUAGGUAUAGAGGAUAUGUCUAUAAGAACUAGCGCUGAAGCAGCACAGUUUUCUGAACCCGAUAAAUUAUUAGUUUUUCUUAGAAAUGUUAAAGUUAUUAGGAAAAUUGAAAGAAAUGGAGUACCCAUACAAUCAAGCAAUUUCGAAAUUAAACGCCCUAAAAUAAAAUAUAAUUUGUCCAGUGUUGAGUCUAGAGUAAACUAUAAAUGUUAUAAUUGCGGAGAGGACGGGCAUUCAUAUUUUAAAUGUAAGCAACCAAUCAAACGAUGCGACGUAUGUCGUAAAGUUGGGCAUUUGGCUAGUGAUGGCUGUGAUAAGAAGGAAAUUACCCCUAGUACUAAUAAAACCGUCUUACGCAUAUCUUAAGAACAAGAUAAUGAUUCCAAAUAUUUUAGGUUAGUCACAGUUAAGUUUCAUAGUCAAAUUACGAUGUUAAAAGAAUCAGUUGCAAAUAAAUUAGUAAGUUCAUGGGAAACGACGGAAUUACCGAUAUU
Molecule: messenger RNA, 1193 nt
Organism: Galleria mellonella (greater wax moth)
Lineage: Eukaryota; Metazoa; Arthropoda; Insecta; Lepidoptera; Pyralidae
Exons: 1
Coding region: 1-1065 (354 amino acids)
Molecular function (GO): nucleic acid binding; zinc ion binding
Source: RefSeq, a predicted model, not a curated record